Messenger RNA from Colletotrichum graminicola M1.001, 531 nucleotides. RefSeq lists its product as uncharacterized. The coding region runs from base 1 to 531 and encodes 176 amino acids. The transcript has a single exon. The record is from RefSeq and is a predicted model, not a curated record. NCBI's taxonomy places the organism in Eukaryota, Fungi, Ascomycota, Sordariomycetes, Glomerellales, Glomerellaceae.
AUGAACGCGAAAGACUCUUCAGCUGCCAAGGGCUCCAGCGUCCCGGUGCUACCGCCCAACGUCACUAUCUUCUCUCCAGCGAAGCCUAGCACCGCUGAGGCUCUGCUGAACGGCCGCAUCUUCACCCGACUUACGGCCAACGCCCAGGCCGAGCCCUUGAAGCUCGUAGCAGCGCUAAAGGACGCGUCUCGCCACGCGGUCGACGACACUUUCUGCUUCAGCCACGGCAACGUCGUGCUCAUCUUCGACGCGGAAAGGGACGGCGUGGAUGUGACUGAUGCGCAUCACGAGCACUUCCGUCAGGUCUGCCUGGCGCUGAAGGACGCAGACAUCAGCCUCGAUGUGGCUGGUUGCGUAUUCGAUUCCCCCAGUGCUUUGCAGGCAGGCUUUCAACUGGACACGCUGAGCUCAGGCUCAAUUCUUGUUAUUGACCUGAUGGGAGGAGACGACCAAGACUCCGACGACGACGAUGACGAGGCUGCCGCCGAGAAGCUCUUGAUGAGUGGAGAUUCGGGAGCGACGAUGUCGUGA